AAGCGCGACUCGGAGGCCGAGGACCCAGAUGCCGCGCCGCUUGAUCCGGCCAUUGAAGAGAUGUACCAAUCUUGGGCGCUCCUUAUCAUCAUUCUGCUCCUCAUUGGGGCCCUCUGCACGUCGUACUUCCUUCAGGCUCGCAAGAUUCGAGCAGUGCAUGAGACUGUCAUCUCCAUCUUUGGCGGCAUGAUUGUGGGCCUUGCCGUGCGGCUGACUCCCGGGCAAAGUAUCCAGAAGCUCGUGUCAUUCAAGUACACUUACUUCUUCAACGUGCUCCUUCCGCCAAUUAUUCUCAAUUCUGGGUAUGAGCUGCACCAGGCAAACUUCUUCAGAAACUUUGGCACUAUCCUGACCUUUGCAUUCGCUGGCACAUUCAUCUCAGCCGUUGUAAUCGGCAUCCUCGUCUAUCUUUGGACAGCAAUCGGUCUCGAAUCUGUGGAAAUCACAUUUGUCGAUGCUCUCGCUGUAGGUGCGACUUUAAGCGCGACAGAUCCGGUGACAGUGCUCAGUAUCUUCACCAGCUACAAAGUUGACCCGAAGCUAUACACCAUUGUGUUUGGCGAAUCUCUUCUGAAUGACGCCAUCUCCAUUGUCAUGUUUGAGACACUGUCAAAGUUGCGAGGGCAAGCAAUUCACAUCACGACGGUCUUCCGUGGUUUUGGCAUGUUUCUUGUCUCCUUCUUCGUUUCGCUCGUCAUCGGCAUCGUCGUGGGACUUGGGACCGCGUUGCUUCUAAAGCACACACAUCUCCGCAGAUUUCCACAGAUCGAAGGCUGCCUCAUUCUGCUUCUUGCCUACAGCUCCUAUUUCUUCUCCAAUGGCUGUCAUAUGUCAGGCAUCGUGUCACUCCUUUUUUGUGGCAUCACACUCAAACACUACGCCUACUUCAACAUGUCUCGGCGCACGCAGCUUUCAACCAAGUAUCUCUUCCAGCUUCUCGCUCAGCUUGCAGAGAACUUUAUCUUCAUCUACCUUGGGAUGUCACUCUUCACAGAGAUUGACCUCGUCUACAAGCCAAUGCUGAUUUUGAUCACAACCGUUGCAGUAUGUUGUGCACGGUAUGCUGCCGUCUUCCCACUUUCCUCCCUUAUCAAUGCCAUCUUGCGCAGACGAGCCAUGGGCCGUAUUCCCUCUGCCGAAGGAGAAUUGUCUAAUGCCUAUCAAGUUAUGCUCUUCUGGGCAGGUCUCCGAGGAGCUGUCGGCGUAGCAUUAGCGGCAGGCCUAGAAGGCAAGCACGCUGCAACGCUACGAGCGACAAUCUUGGUCGUUGUUGUUCUCACCGUGAUCGUCUUCGGAGGAACGAUUGGUCAAAUGCUCCAAAUUCUCGGCAUCCGUACGCAAGUUCCACAGAAUGAAGAAGUAUCAGAUGACGAAUUUGAUGUGGAAGAAGGCGGUCGUCUUGCAGCUCCGUCGAGUCUACCAGCACCAGCAACUGAUCAACGUGGACUGCGCGAAGAUAGGGCUGCCCUCAAUCGUGCGACCAUGCCGCUGCAGCGUAUCGACAGCGCGAGCAGUACAGGCUCCGAUUUGCCACCUGUUGCGGGAUCGCCCCCGUCUGGCAUGCUUACACAAUUCAAAGACGCGAUGAUGCACAGCAUGCCAGACGAUCGUGCGCAGUGGUUUCUUGAAUUUGACGACCGCGUAUUGAAGCCGGUCCUGCUAGACAGG
Messenger RNA from Protomyces lactucae-debilis, 1668 nucleotides. RefSeq names its product Sodium/hydrogen exchanger family-domain-containing protein. Gene Ontology annotation, cellular component: late endosome; early endosome; fungal-type vacuole membrane. The record is from RefSeq and is a predicted model, not a curated record. Gene Ontology annotation, biological process: proton transmembrane transport; sodium ion transport; vacuolar acidification. Gene Ontology annotation, molecular function: sodium:proton antiporter activity. The annotation marks the transcript as partial. Lineage: Eukaryota; Fungi; Ascomycota; Taphrinomycetes; Taphrinales; Protomycetaceae. The transcript has a single exon.